Durio zibethinus is the source of this 3666-nucleotide messenger RNA. NCBI's taxonomy places the organism in Eukaryota, Viridiplantae, Streptophyta, Magnoliopsida, Malvales, Malvaceae. The record is from RefSeq and is a predicted model, not a curated record.
CGAAAAAAAGCAUAGAAACAGUUUUCGUUCUCUCUUUCUCAAAGGUUUUUUUUUUUUUUUUCUUGUGUUUGUAUAUUGGAACUAGAACUAGUUUAACCUGAAACUUGUUUUAUAGCAACUACCAACACUUGCUUAUUUGAAAAAUCUGCCUUGGUUUUGAUCCUUGAAAUUUCAUUUAAAAAGAAUUCUAAGGGAAGCUGGAGGCUAAGCGAUGGCUAUUAGACGGAAUACUGGUUUUGCCGCUGCAUUUCUAACAACUUUGCUCAUCUCAGCAUCAUCAUUUUUUGUCAACGCAGAUCGCGUCGACUAUCCAUCAGCUGCUUAUCCUCCCAACUCUUGGAUUAACGUCCCUGUGUUUGACUUUAGCUUCUGGGAUUCAGCAGGUAUUAGGCCCAUCCUUAUCACUGGAACUUUUGUCUGCGGCUUCCACUGCUCCAAUUUACAAGGCAAUUGCCUUUUUGCCAUUUCCAUCUUCCAAAUCAAUACUUUUGAUGCCAAUUCUAAUUCUAGCCCCUCUACAAAAAUAGUGUGGUCAGCAAACCGAAACAAUCCUGUUAAAUUUAGAGCUUCACUGCAACUCUCUGAAGAAGGGGAUUUGAUGCUUCAAGAUCUUGAUGGCACUCUAGUUUGGAACACAAACACCACAGGGAAAUUUGUUUCAGGAUUAAACUUAACUGAAAAAGGAAACCUUGUGCUUUAUGGCAGAAACAAUGAGAUGGUCUGGCAGUCUUUUGAUCACCCGACAGACACAUUAGUUCCUGGGCAGGCACUAGUUUCUGGGCAAAAACUGACCGCGAGUGUGUCAACAACAAAUUCAAGUGCAGGUUUAUACUCAUUAGCUCUUAUAAAUGAUAGUUUGAUUGCUUUCCUUGAACCAGAUGCUCAACAAGUCUAUUUUGGACCCUUGAAAGUGGAAGCACAUGAAUCAGGGCAACACAAAGUCGUGUAUAUGAAUGGUAGAUUUGAUCGUUUUGUGCUUUCUCCUGCAUCUGCAUCACAGUUCAUUCAACUAGGCAGUGAUGGACAUUUGAGGGCUUAUCAAUUGAAAGAAUCAAAAUGGGAGCAAGUGUCUGAUCUUUUGAUUAACUACACUGGAGCAUGUGGUUCGCCCUUGGUGUGUGGAGAAUAUGGCGUUUGUUCAGAUGGGUAUUGCAGUUGUCCAAAAGCAGAGAGCAAUGCGGCUGUAGUUUACUUUAGGCAGGUAUCUGAAAACCAUCCUGAUCUCGGAUGUAAAGAAACUAUAUCUGUUUCUUGCAAGCCUUCUGAUUAUCAUAGCCAUAGCUUACUUGAGCUUAAGGACUUUGAUUACUUCUAUUUCGUACCCCAUAUUGAGAAUGCAAAUAGACAAAAAUGCAAGGAAGCUUGUUUGAAGAAUUGUUCAUGCAAAGCUGCUAUACAUCGACAACAAAUAAAUUCUUCUGUUGGGUAUUGUUUUCUUCUGUCUAAAAUCUUUUCCUUCAAACGAAAUGUUGAUAAUCUGCAUGAUUAUAACAGUUUUUCAUAUAUAAAAGUGCAAAAUCCUCCAAUAUUCAGAGCGUAUAGGCCUAGUAAAGGACACAUGAAGGCUAUACUUGGCUCAACCCUUGGACCAAUUCUUUUUAUCCUACUUGUGGUAGUUGGUAUGUUCUCCUUAUGGCGGAAUAAAAAUGAUUCAAAAGAUGACAAGAAGGAGCCCCAAAAGUAUGGAAGAUUAAGAUUCACUAGAUUCUCCUAUGACUACUUGUGCUCCAUGACAGAGAAUUUUAGUGUGAAGCUUGGUGAAGGAGGUUUUGGUUCUGUUUAUUAUGGGAGCCUACCUAAUAGCACUAAGAUAGCAGUGAAGCGUCUUGAUGGCACUGAUCGUGUGAAGAAGUCAUUUUUAGCUGAAGUUGAGACAUUAGGAAGUGUUCAUCACAUCAAUUUGGUGUCACUAAUUGGAUUUUGUGCUGAAAAAUCCCAUCCGCUUCUAGUUUAUGAGUACUUGCAGAAUGGUUCACUUGAUGGAUGGAUCUUUAGCAGAAACCCAGUGUGUACUCUUAGUUGGAAAUUGAGGGAAAAGAUUAUACAUGAUGUGGCAAAAGGAUUAGCCUAUCUUCAUGAUGGUUGCGAUCAGAAAAUAUUACACUUGGAUAUUAAACCUCAAAACAUCCUUCUUGAUGAAAAUUUCAAUGCUCGCCUUGCGGAUUUCGGGUUGUCCAAACUGAUUGACAGGGACCAAAAUCAAGUCCUUACGACAAUGAGAGGCACGCCAGGUUACAUGGCUCCUGAAUGGUCGAGUGCUACCAUCACAGAAAAAGUAGAUGUUUACAGCUUUGGCGUUGUGAUCUUGGAAAUCUUAUGCGGUCGAAGAAAUAUAGAUAGAUCUCAACCAGAAGAAGAGAUGCACUUAUUAAGACUUUUUACGAGGAAGGUAGAGGAGGGGAAACUUUUGGAACUGGUCGAUAAAUUCAGUGAAGACAUGCAGUCAAAUGGAGCAGAAGUUGUAAAGAUGAUGAGGAUUGCGGCAUGGUGUUUGCAACCUGAUUAUAAUAGGAGGCCUUCCAUGUCGAAAGUGUUACUUGCUUUUGCAGGUUAUUCGAUUGUCGAAGACAACUUGAGUUACGAUUUUCUAAAUUUGCAAGCACCUAGAGCAAUCGCAACUCCAAGUAACAGAGCCGGUACCACUACACUGGCAUUACCCUCGAUGUUAUCAGGUCCUAGGUGAACAAAAUUUUAAGGGAAUUUUUAAGCAAACAGUUAUUCAAUAUAGAAUGUAAGAACAACCAAAAUAGUUGUGGCAUGAACUCGACGCUUAACUCAAUUAGUGUAUACUGCCAUUAAAGUAACGUCUAGCAGAUAUAGGUUUUAAAUUUUAAUAUCUACAAUCAUUUCUCUUCUCUCAAGAGUACAAUCUCUUUUGUAAAAAAAAAUAAUGAUUGUGGCAUUCACUCUAGAUCUAAUUUGCUUUUCACGGAUAUGUUUGCUUUGGUGCAAUUGUACUUCUCAACAGAAGCCCAGAUCAAGCUCCAUAUUGUUUAUUGUGCAGGCAAAAUGCCCUGCUGCAGUUUGUUCGGGGUUUCCUGAUGUCAUAGUCUACAGUGUCACUACUGCUUUACUUUAUAAAUACACGUUUUUUUGUUCAAGAAGGAAAAAUGGAAAGCGAAUGAAGCGAUCAUGAAAUGACGGGAAUUCCACUACAACAUAGCAAAUAUUUACUUAGGUGCAUCCAUCUUUCUUAAGCAGGUUUUCGUUAAGACUGAGCAAGUAAUUAAGGUCCUGUCUGAUGGAUAAUUUUUUUUUUUCUUUUUAACCCAUCAUAGGUCCAAAGUAUCUGCCGUAGACGGUAUAAGAGUAUCGAGAAGUAUAGUCUAGCUUGGUGUCAACCCAAUUCUCGGGGUAUUCCGAUCCCUAGCUACUAAUGGUACGUUUGAUCGAAGGGAAUGGCUAUUCCAUUUCCACCUUUUUCAUAGUGUAAAGCUUUUCAAAAGUUUGGUUCAUAGAAGAGGUAUUCUACAAAAUGUCUAUUCUUCAAAAAUACGGAAUGCACAUUCUGAACUCUCCUUUAAUAAUGGCAAUUCUAGAUGGCAAGGAAUAAGUAGCAUUUUCAGAUUUUCCAUCAUUUUUCGACCAAAAUUGGUGUUCUUCUUGCAAAAGAUCAGAUUCAAGUAUGAUAAAUGCAAUCUAAAUUUUUAAUUAAAAAAAAAAGGC